Pygocentrus nattereri (red-bellied piranha) is the source of this 2133-nucleotide messenger RNA. Its product is annotated as thymic stromal cotransporter homolog. The transcript is spliced from 5 exons. NCBI's taxonomy places the organism in Eukaryota, Metazoa, Chordata, Actinopteri, Characiformes, Serrasalmidae. The coding region runs from base 221 to 1504 and encodes 427 amino acids. Gene Ontology annotation, molecular function: transmembrane transporter activity. Gene Ontology annotation, biological process: transmembrane transport. Gene Ontology annotation, cellular component: membrane. The record is from RefSeq and is a predicted model, not a curated record.
GCAAGGAAACCACAGGAAGCCCGAGAGAAAGCCGGCUAUAAGCAGAGCUCACUCUCCUCAGGGAUGAAGGAAGGUGCAAAAUGCUCACUGUGGGAGUAACUGUGUCCACAGUUGCUGACUAAAGUUGAGGAAGUGUCCAUAUAGUCGAGUGCCAUCACACUUCAGGCACUCAGUGCUGUUCAGCAUUUUCCCAACACUCUCUCUCUCUCUCUCGUGCAACAUGGCUGUACUGCGCACUGUACAGAAACAUGUGGAGCCGGUGGUGUUUUGCGCUCAGAUGGCCAGCUCCUUCUUCGACACUGGUCUUCAAAUGGUGGUCAAACAACAAAGCAAAAACGUCACAAGACCCUCUGAUCCACACGAGGCCCAUAACGCCAUUGCCAACUUCUACAUGACUUUCAACAUGCUUACCAAGUUCAUCCCAAUCAUUCCUGCCCUCAUUUUGGCACGAUUUGGAGACAGGGGACACCGAAAAGUCCCCAUCAUAGUCCCUCUGGUAGGAUACUCUUUGUCCAGGGCUCUAUUAUUACUCGUCAUCUGGCUGGAUUGGAGGAUCGAGGUGAUGUAUGUGGCACCAGUGAUCCAUGGACUGUGUGGGGGCUUCUCGUCCUACUGGGCGGGCGUCAUGGCACUGGUUUCGAUUAGUACCAGUGAAGAAGAGCGCUCGCUCCGCAUCAUGCGCACAGAGCUUGUGUAUGGCAUCGCCGGCUUUCUGGGCAGCCUGGCCUCAGGUCACCUAUUCCAGCUGUACACCAUGGGGAUGAAGAAAGGUGUUCUGCUGGCUAGCAUGAGCGUGGCGCUGUACAUCUUCUGUCUCCUGUAUGCAACAUGUAUCCUAAAGGUGAGUCAGAUCACCUUGGAGCGGCGGGAAAGCACCAGCAGCGGCAUCAUCACCCACAACGGAUAUGACAGGACCAUCAUUGCACUGCUCUUUGUGAGUGGGAUCUUGUAUGAUGUAGCCGUUGCAGGGGGCGUAGAGAUCUUGUCCAUUUAUGUCCUGAAGGCGCCUCUGGAGUGGAGCGCCACGGAAGUGGGAUAUGGGAAUGCCGCCGGCUCCCUCAUCUUCAUAACCAGCUUCCUGGGCAUGAAGUUCUUCACCAGGUUUGCUGUGAGCGAUGCAAGCAUGAUAAUGAUAGGCAUGGUGUCAUUCAUGACCGGGAUCUACUUCAUGACCUUCGUCACCACCACUGCCAUGUACUUUUUAGCUCGUUCUAUCAUGUUGUUUGCGCUGAUCCCCAUGCCAACCAUUCGCUCCCUGCUGUCCAAGCAGGUUCGAGGAACAUCAUAUGGAAUGACCUUUAUAUGCCUCCAGCUGUCCUUCAGACUGGCUAGCUUAGCUACAACACCCAUCUACACUAAAAUCUAUGCGUCCACACUGGACACAUUCCCUGGGUUUGUCUUCACCUUAUCCAGUAUCAUCACUUUCAUCUCCAUUAUACCUAUAAGUGUUGUAGGCUGCCGUACUGCAAAGCAGGAGAACUAUGAAAGAAUUCAAGGGAACUAAUACUGUCCAACCACUAUCAGAAUGGAAGGCAGAAUGAGUGAACAACCUUGUUCUCUCACUAGCUCUGAAAACAUGUUGAUGCUGAACAGGUGCAGCUCUCUGUUCUCGCAACAAAUUUGUGUCUACUGAAGUUCAGUAGCAUUAUUGCAUUUUAUUUUUUACUCUGAUUUUAAUUUAAAGUAGACUUUGAAAUAGUCAGCUUCUAACUUGUGAGAUGUUUUUGUACUUCUCAGCUCUUAGUGUGCUGUAUGUUGUUACAUCAUUGUCAGUGUUACAUUUAGCUUUAUCUUACCAAGUCAUCACGUUGUGUAUAUGAUCACUGCAUAGGUGUUUACAUUGCCUUUAACUACAAUGAUGUUUAAUUUAUGAAUUUUGAUUUCAUGAAGAGACAGACCAUUUAAUAAUGGCAUUAAUAAUAAUAAUAUUUUUAGAUUCUUUUUUAAUUGUAUUUUAUGGGACGGAUGUGUGUCCCAUUAAUGUGCCUUUGCUUUUUUUAUAUGCAGUAAGUCUACAUAGUGUCAUUUUCACUGAAGAUAUUGUACUAAAAGGUUCAUGUGAUAAAAUGAACUGAAAUAUUCACUGGAUUACAGUAAAGAGCACAGACUUUUAAAACAUGUCAAAUCUAUCCC